Ctenopharyngodon idella (grass carp) is the source of this 2280-nucleotide messenger RNA. Its product is annotated as sialoadhesin-like. Bases 233 to 1498 code for a protein of 421 amino acids. The record is from RefSeq and is a predicted model, not a curated record. The transcript is spliced from 10 exons. NCBI's taxonomy places the organism in Eukaryota, Metazoa, Chordata, Actinopteri, Cypriniformes, Xenocyprididae.
AAGGUAAGAAUGAAAAAUGAAAGUAUGUUACAUGUUAAAGUGCUUUAUCAGUGGUAAACUAGAGUUAUGCGAUGAUGCUGGACAAAAUGAUGGAAAUUCAUUCAUUUUAACCAUUAUUAACAUUUAACUUUGGAUUUUGUUUUUGUAUUGACCAAGGAAUGACAGCUUUUACUGCAUUUACUUUUCCAAGGUUAUUUUUCCAGUUCUCUACAGAGGCCUACUGAGAAGGAACAUGAAAGCACAGCUUUUACUUCAUCUACUUUUCCAAGCUGUUCUGCUGUUUGAUACUUCAGCAUGGGAAGUGAAAAUGCCAAAAGACAUACGAGGCCUACAGGGUUCCUGUCUGGUUAUACCAUGUUCUUUCUCUUACUCAUCAUACCCACCUGAAAACCCACGUAGAGUUGUGUGGUAUCAGUGGGUCUCUAAAGGUUAUCCUUUAGUUUAUGAUCCUCUGCAUGCAGACGAUGUGAUUGAGAUGUUUAGAGGAAAAACGUUUUUAUAUGGAAACCCAUCAAACGGAGAUUGCAGUCUGCUGAUCACAAAUCUGGAAAAGUCCCAUAAUGAAGAGAAAUUGUAUGCAUGGAUUGACCCUGAAAACAUUGGAUGGCGCACCUAUGCAUUUUAUGAUGUCACCUCCACAAUUCUAGUUGAUGCAAGUCCACAACAACCCAGCAUCAGUAUUUAUGGAGGUGAAAGGAUGGGUGAGACUAUUACAAUGACAUGUUCAACUUUCCACACAUGUCCAUACAGCAAACCAAGCAUCAUUCUGAAAGGUCCAGAAGGAACUGAUAAAUUAGUCAAUGAGCACAUUAAAGACGGCCUGUGGAAUAUCACUCUGACACGCACAGGCGUUAUAGAGACAGAAAUUUCAACUAUUGAGUGUUCUGUAACACAUCACGGUGGCAUAACAGUGACAGCUACAAAAGACAAAAGUGCCAAAUGUGUUCAUCAAAAAAUAACAAUUGAGCCUGAACUGGCAGAUUUCACAGAGGGCGUCGCAAAGAACUUCAUUUGUUCCGUCUAUCAUUCCUGCCAGAAAGAGACUCCAACCAUCACAUGGAACUAUAAGAACAUGAGGGUCUCAACAUGGAGCAAAACGCUUUCCAGUUUAGAUCGGGUCACCUAUUCCAACAUAACCUUUCUGGGUUCAAAAGACGACCAUGAGAAGAAACUGAUUUGCACCGUAAAAUUUUCUGGAAAAGACAUUACGGCUUCUGUUGUUUUACAUGUGCAAUAUCCAUUGCUUAUUGGCAUGAAGACUAUUGGUCUGUAUAUCCUGGCACCUUCACUUGUGUUCCUCCUGACUUGCAUAAUUGCUGGAGUCAUCAUUUACAAGAAGCGACAAAGGUCAAAAAAUGCAUGUACGGUGUUAGGAAAUGCACCUUUCUCCAAACCUCAUAUGCCAUCACCAAAGAGUGACCCAAAAUCCUACUAUAGUAAUGAUUAUGAAGCUGAGUAUGCUGAAAUGGACGAACUCAACAUGUAUGAAAAUAUCUGAUGAAAAUGCUAUACAUCAAACAACUAAAAUGGGCUCAAUACGGUUUUUAAUAAUUAAUAAUUAUAGAAUUUGUCAUGCAUAUUAUGUAGCAUCAAGAUAUAAUAACUUCAAACAAUAAUUCUUUAAUUAAAUUUCCUUUAUACUAUAUGCAUCAUUCUUUGGAAUUUCAGAUCUAUUGGGCAGGUUAAUUAAGAAAACAACUGUUCUGUGUCACAUGCUGUUUUUUCAGUUUCAUGUUCAAGGACUUUUAGUUUGUCUUUAUUAUUUCCUGUGUUUCCUUUGUUGUAAUGGUUACUCAGUAUAUUUUCAUUGGUUGUCAUGGUGAUUCAUUGGUUCAUUGAUUAUCUCACACCUGUUUCUUAUACAGUUCAUUAUCUUGUGUAUAUAUUGCCCUUAGUUAGUUCAGUUUUUUGUCUAGUGUUGAAUGUGUAUUAGCACACUGUUUUCUUUAUUUCUCAUUAUCGGAUAACAUGCUUUUGUUUUAUUUACUUAUCAAAUGUUUAAGCUGUAUUAGAUCCGUUUUGCCUCACCUCAUCUUCUUCAUCUGCCUGUAUCUUUUGUUUUCAUCCAAAGCCUGGGAAUUUAAUUUAUGUGCAAAAUUGGAAUAUUGCAUAAAACAUUUGCGAUAAAGCACUGUUUUUCAUCCAGCGAGGUAAAGAGAACCUUAUCGUCACUUCCUGACAAACUGGCUGACAAACUGUUGGUCUUUUUUCAUAUAUAAUAUUUUAAUUGUGCCUCAGAGCACAGACGAAAUGCAAUAAAUGUAUUUGUAUCCACCUCAA